Molecule: messenger RNA, 4972 nt
Organism: Rhincodon typus (whale shark)
Lineage: Eukaryota; Metazoa; Chordata; Chondrichthyes; Orectolobiformes; Rhincodontidae
Gene: tcn2
Product: transcobalamin II
Exons: 11
Coding region: 1856-3166 (436 amino acids)
Biological process (GO): cobalamin transport
Molecular function (GO): cobalamin binding
Source: RefSeq, a predicted model, not a curated record
GAGGAAAUACAGUUACAUUUCUUCACAUCUCCAGUUUAUAGUAAACUUGACCUCCAUUCUCACUGGUAUCUUAAGUUCAGCUGAUCUGCUGUGUAGAAUCAGCCGAUAUUUCAGUUCAGCAGAAUUUGUCCCUCACUGGAGCUGGUAAGAGAGGUGACAAGAAGGCAAAAUAAUUGGUCAAGUUGGCUCUGGAGUGAUAUUUAUCCCUCUCAUCACUUAAGUGCUGAGAGAGCGAAGAUCCAUUGGGGAGUUUCUUGAUUUGCCAGCAAUUAAGGACCUUAAGUAGUCAAUUAGUAGCCACUUAAGGGCCUCAACUCACCAUUGCAUCAAAUUAUCUGCCUUCCGGCAAGAAGGAAAAGCAGCUGAUUUCCUGAGUGGGAAAACAGUGUGAUCUGUCAGCCAGGUUUUAGGGGGAGCUCCAUUUGUCCCAUUUUGAAUUCAAUCAGAGACAUAGAUGGGGAUAAGGGAUGUACCAUGAAAGCCAUUUCCUGUCCUUGCAUCUGACCCUGUCCCAAUUUGUACUCUGCAAAAAGCAAAAAAAAACUACUUACCAUCUUGACAUGGAUCCCAAGAGUACUAGGCUUUGACUGAAGAUAUUUAGUACCCAGAAUCUGUUGGCCCCUGAUAUUGUGAGGUGGGAUUCCACUUUCUAAAUUUGCUGUAGAGAAGAAGCUCAGCCACCAGCUGUUUGGAACACAGUCUAGUCAGUUUUCACAGUAAUGGGGGUGGCAAGUCAGUCGCCACUGAACGCUCAUGCCCCACACUUGUGUUAUUGAUGGCACUUCCAUGCAUCUGUCUCUCUGCUCCUUCUAGAUGGUGACAUUCACAACUUUACAAAGCGUAGCAGAAGGCAGCUUGCUGCAGUGCAUCAUGUAGAUGGUACACACUGUUGCUACUGUUGGAAAGAGGGAUUGCUUAAGGUGAUGCCUUGGGUGUUCAUUUAAGUAAGCUGCUUUAUCCUGGAUGGUUUUGAGUUCUUCAGUGUUAUUAUAUCUGUACACAUCAAGAUAAGUGGGGAGUGCUCUAAAUCACUCCUAUCUUGUGCCUUGUAGAGUGAAUAGGUGCUGGGGACUCAAAAGGUGAGUUGCCUCUGGAUGUGAUCUUGUAAUUAUAUGGCUGAUCAGUUCAGUUUCUGACCAGUGGUAACCCCUGAGAUACUAAUAGUGUGGGGGUUCAGCAAUGGUUAUUAUUCAAUGUCAAGAUCAUAGUUAUAGAGCAUCUAAAAGGGCGAAAUUGGUGGUGUAGUCCAGUUUACACUACUGAAAUGGACUAGUACCCUGGAUGUGCAGAUUUAUACUGUGGGCCAUGGUUCAAAUCCACCAUCGUAGUUAGUGUAAUUUAAAAUUCCAUUAAUUUUUUCAAAACUCUAGAAGUGUAAGCUAGCCUCAGUAGUGGAAACUAUUAUACUGAUUGUCUUUUUUUUGAAAAAAAAACGCAUUUUAUUCCCAUUCUGUCCUUUAGGGAAGGAAAUCUGCCGUCUUUGUCGGGUCUGGCCUACAUGUAACUCCAGAUCCACCGCACUGUGGUUGAUUCGUAACUGCUCGUAUGGAUAUUUAGGGAGGGCAACAAAUGCUGGUUUUAAUUAAUAGCGGGAGCCAAGUCCCGUGAAUAAAUAUAAAUACCCAUUAUACAUGCUGUACACUGCGUCACACAACAGUUCCCAGAGAUACAUGUUGUCAGUGUGGAAAGCGGAAGUAUACUGGUUGUUAUAGAAAGCCGAAACUCACUCACCCCGAGUUGCUGAGGCAUGUCGACUGGAGUCAGAUGAGAACUCACAUGAUACCGAUUUGACCCGAAGAGAUAGGAAUUGACCAUUUCGCACGCACGACUGCUGGUUGGUUUCCUGAAGAACAUUAUGCAGGCCCGAAAGUUGCUGUUGAUCUCCUGCAUGCAGGUCCUCUUCCUCUCUGUCAAGCUGCAAACAACUUCUGAAGAGAUCAUCACGUCCCUGAAUGCACGCCUCCUGCAUUCCACACACUCGUCAUUGCCAGCCAAUCCCAGUAUCCAUAUUGCCCUACGAUUAUCCAUGUACCACAGCCUGCAUGAUGAACGGAGAUACCUACGGAGACUGAAAACUGACUUUCAAAACAAACUAUCCAGCUUCUCAGGUGUACAACUCUCCACAGAUCUGGCAGCCCUAUACCUCCUGGCCCUGCGAGCAUCCUGCCAGGACCGUCAUAGUCAAAACCGUGUGAUUUCAUAUCUGAAAAGUAGACUCCGUGCUGAGAAAAGGCAUGCAACCCAACAUGAUGUCUCUUACAACAACUACUACCAGUACAGUCUGGGCGUGCUGGCAUUGUGUGUGAAUGUUGUGCGGAUAGAUAGCAGUGUCCUAUCAGGACUGGUACCACAUGAACAUCAUCAUCACUGGUUUCAUGCCCUGUCAGGAUUGACGCCACAUGAGCAUCACCGGCACUGGUUUGUUGGCACAUCAGCGAUGAUGGUUUUGGCCCUUAAGUGUGUCAGUGAAUCUAAAGUGCCCAACACUGGUACCUGGAUGUACAGCAGUGAUACAAGAAAGAAGGUACAAUCUACAAUGAAUAAACUGAUACAAAAGAUACAGGAUCGACAAAGAGAGAGUGGUGAAAUUGGGGACAUUUACAGCACAUCACUGGCCAUGCAGGCUUUGUUAGCUGGUGGAGAUGAAGAAAGGUGGUUAAAAGGAAAAGCGAGACUCCUGAUUGAGGCCCAACAGGGAAUGUUCCGCAAUCCAAUGGCGCUGUCUCAACUGUUACCUGUCUUGUAUCAAAGAACCUACCUGGAUAUUGGCCAAAUUAACUGCAUCAAUGAGAAUGAUGGCCUGAAGUGGAUGCGAUCAGAUCACAGGACAGAACAUAACUCAAACAAUCAGAAAGGAUUUGUUCAUCUAACUGUAAAUGACAUGAAUGGCACCAUUAUUUGCACAGCCAAAGUGCGACUAUUUCAGAAGAUGUCUCUCCAAGCAGUCUUGAAUGAAGCAAGAAUUAAUGAUGCAAAAUUCAACUUUGAGACCAGACCGACACUGUGGGGACCUUUCUUGACUUCAGUAUGCAACCUAAGGGCACAAGAUAACUCGAGAAACUAUUGGCGUCUGCUGACGGGAAACAAUACCCCACUUAAACAAGGAAUUCAGGAUUAUCGCCCACACCAAGGAGAGCACAUCGUCCUGCGACUCAGCAAAUUCUAGCAAAUGCAAGUUGAUCUGCUCCCCUCAACCUCAGCUGCGGUCAUACUCCUGUAUCCAGCUUGCUUAGUGACUAAUCAGUAAAUCAGAGGCCUAAGCAACAAAGAUUUUUUUUUAAACUAAUAAAACAUAAUCAUUAAGCUUUUGCACUCUGGCAUGACAGCACCUCCUAGAUUUCAAGCAGGCAAUGACAUUGAGAAUCAAGAGGAUGACUGCCCAUCUCCAGCCACAGCCACAGCUACAGAUUUGUCCAGUAUCUACUUUAUCUAGCCUUAUCGACGAACAUCUCACCACUUAAACUUCACACUAUCACAUCAUGUAAAAAAUCUUUCACCUUCUUUUGACUCUGCUAGCAACAGUGUGUAUGUGAAGCCUCCCUCCAUCUUUCACCUGUACUAAGGAGUGUGCUAGCAGCGAGCCUGAAGAACCAAUUUUCCCCAGACUUUCUGCACCUUAAGGAAAUGAUGGUGUGCCUCACUUUUUUAGAAGUGAGGACUUGCUGUGAGACAGUGCGCCGUGGCUUCAUGAUCUUUUCUGAGAAAAUGUAAUGGUACUGACAGAAGGCUAAGGCAGUGUUUAAAAGUACAAUUAAAGGAGAGAACAUGUAGCCAAAAUGCAAAGUUGGUUUUAAUCCUCCUCAGAGUAACUUUCCUCUCAGGUGAUGCAUCCAAAAUUAUUCAAGUGAACUGAUCCCUCAAACCUGAGUGUGGCAAUCUAGUUAUUCAGAGCUUAUGAUCUAAUGGUCCCAGUUUAGUGAUACACAUUAGUAGUUGUGAUUUUUAGAAAUUUCAUAUUUAUUUAUGACAAUUUUUUUUUAAUUCCCAAGGAAGAUCAAGGAAUGGCACCAUCUCUUUUAUUGAGACAACACUGAGGAUGUGUUCGUCUAUAAGUAAAGGUCAGAAGAAAGACAAAUUAAGAUACUAACCGUACAAACAGCCUGCUUUUACCUCACCUAGAUAGCCGUUCUUUGCAUAGGAGUUUGGACAGCUUUGUACCUCAAGCCUGUUGAUUCACAGGAAUUACCAUCUCCGAGCCAUAAAUUGUCAUCCCCCAUAAAUAAUUGUCCAAUACUUAGUGAUUCAGAGUGGACCCAUAAACAGAUUUUUAUUUAAGUGUUGGUUUGGUCAAAGGUAUUGCAAUCAAUUAUCGCACUCCUGCUGCUAACUCAACUUCCCGCAACUCAGUGAUUGAACCUGAGAUGUUCUGGUCUCCACAGCUCGUGGCACACCAGACCUUAAAAUCUCUGUCUGAUAUUGCAAAGAUACCAACUGAGUCUUGAUAAUGCUACUUGACUGAUUUUUGUUUCAGUAAUCUUCUGUUAAAUUAAUAUUAGUGAUUGCCAAUGAGUGAGAAGUUCUGGGUUUGAAUCCUUCCAUAAGGGUUGAUGGCCAAAGAAGGUGUGUUCAUAAUACAGACAGACUGGUCUGAGUUUCAACCUGCAGUCCUUUCUUCCAACAUACCAAUGGCAGGUGAUAAGAGUGGGAGAGAUUCCUUAUCUUCCAUGUUUUGGCAAGAAAAUUGGAGUCUCUAUAUCCCUAGCUAUUUUUCCAGACUACAACAAGCACCAAAAAUAUAUCUUGCCAUGUUAAUUUGGACUCACUUGGUGAUCUGUAACAUAACACAACCACUAGUAACAUUGUGCUGAUCACCUAUUGUCAGAGACAGGAGGAUGAGGAAGCUGGGACAUUCCCACAUUUUUUGCCCCAGCAUUCCCUCAGGUAUGGCAAACCAUUUCUAAAUGUCUUUUUGUAGUUGUUGCUCAUUAUUGUAAUUAUUGUUAAAAAAUUAAAUAUUAAAAGCGUUCAUCAA